Molecule: messenger RNA, 4355 nt
Organism: Paramuricea clavata
Lineage: Eukaryota; Metazoa; Cnidaria; Anthozoa; Malacalcyonacea; Plexauridae
Source: the annotation of a GenBank genome assembly
AGGAAUGGACACUACAGGCAACAAUCUGUGUUUCACCGCGCUCUCCAUAGGCCUAAACCCAGAUGUCGAAAAUAGGUGUGUAUGCUUAGCCAUUAUGUGAUUUAUUUUAUAUAUAGUCAUUUCUGUGAAGAAAAUCUGUUAGUAUAAGUACGGAGCGAAAUUAUAAAAUCCCUGGGGCCGGUUGUAUAAAAAAGUGAUUAAAGUUAACUAUAAUUAAGUGCAAACGUCAUCCAAUAAGAAGCGCGUAUUUGAGAGUUAACCAAUAUUUAACUACUAAAUAGUGAUUAAAAAAGUAAUAAGAGAGGUUAAAAUACCCCGGUUCCGGUUUACGGGUACGAGUGAUAUACACGUAUCCGUACCCGUAAAUCGAGGAACGACUUGUCACUUAAGAAAUCCAAGAUAUUCCGGCGUGAGAAAACCGAUCAGAGAAUGGCAACUUUCGUUGUUGAGGUUCUUCGUUGAUUGUUGAAAAUUUUGACAAGUAUAUGCAUAGCAGCCCAAAACGGCGUGUAGAAUGCACCAAAUGCUUCCAAAUGUCAAUUUAUAUUAAGCUCGCCCCAUUCCUCUGUCAUUUUUCGCGCGCCGCAAGCACUCAAUGAAAAGCAUUGUUCAUAUAUAGAAUAUACCUAAGGUUGGCAACUUAUAUCUCAACUGACGAAUAUACGACUGCGGCAAAACGCAAAACACUUCGCACACGUAAAUAAAACAUGAUAAAAAAUUAUACCACAUUACAUCCGUUUUCAAAAUUACGCGACCAAGGACGAAAAUGCUAGAUUUGACAUGUCAGCUUUAUGUCGUUCGGUCACGAAGUUUAAACUUUGAGUUUUGCGGUUCCCUUGUCGAUGUAUAUGCUUUGUAUGCUUUAUAUAAACAGCCUUACAAUGAUUUUCAAGAUAUUUUAGUGAGAAUUAUUGCAAAAUUUAAGCACAAACAAAAUCAUAACAUCACCGUUAUAGUCUAGCGCGCGAGUUUUAUACUGACAGCUAAAUUCCGGGAUAAAUUGUUAUUUUUCAAACUUUAAAAGUUAUUCACGGCACAUAUUUCUGUUGUGAUGGUUUGUAUUGUGCUUUAGCUUGUAUAUCUAAGUUAUUUCACUCAUUUUUGUUCAGUUUAAAAUGCCUUUUUUGUUUGUACGGUUUAAAAUGCCUUUUGACAGUUUGUUUACGUUUGCUAUUUUUAGCAGUUUUUGUGACAUAAAACUGACAUUUGAAGUAAGAGCAUUUUUCAGGGAGGUCGCGUAAUUUUGAAAACGGGUGUAAACUCUGAUAAUUUUUCUAUAUACUCGCAUAUAAAUUUUGUUUUCAAGACUGCAAGAAAACUGAAAAAUUUGCACAAACGUUUCAUGGUCUGACGAAAAUUUUGUUGUCUCUAUGCGGGAUGCUAGAGGUUAUUUCAUUCGUCAUAUUUUCAAAAAAAUUAUGUGAUUCAAUUGGUUGAAAAAGUAAACAGUUUGUGACGUAUUUAAAGUAAAAAAUUGGUUUCAGGGGGGGGGGGGGUUGAACUACAACAGGAAGACUGUUAAAAUACAAGAGCGAGUUUUUUUCGAAGAUGAAAUGGUGGAUUUUAACAACUUUUUAAAUCUAUCCAUAACUUUUAUCUACAGCAAAAGAACCAGGCAACUUUUGGCUACAUGUACACGUAAUGUCAUAAAAUUCUGAGCAAUAAUGGCGAAGAAAUGAUUUGUUAACAAGACGGCGACAUGUGAACACGUUCUUGUGAACCUCAGAAAAGUUAUAGGUAUGAAUUUAUUUUAUAGUGUUUUUAAUACUGUAACUUGGAACAAUAGGUUGGAUCAUUCAUGACAUUACGUGACAGUGUAUGUACAUGUAGCCAAAAGUUGCCUGGUUGUUUUAGAUAAAAGUUAUGGAUGGAUGUAAAAAGUUGUUAAAAUCCACCAUUUCAUCUUCGAAAAAAAAUCGCUCUUGUAUUUUAGCAGUCUUCCUGUUGUAGUUCACCCCCCCCCCCCCUGAAACCACAUUUUUGCUAUAAAUACGUCACAAACUGUUUACUUUUUCAACCAAUUGAAUCACAUAUUUUUUUUGAAAUUAUGACGAAUAUAAAAUAACCUCUAGCAUCCCGCAUAGAGACAACAAAAUUUUCGUCAGACCAUGAAACGUUUGUGCAAAUUUUUCAGCUUUCUUGCAGUCUUGAAUACAAAAUUUAUAUGCGAAUAUAUAGAAAAAUUAUCAGAGUUUAAUGUGGUAUAAUUUUUUAUCAUGUUUUAUUUACGUGUGCGAAGUAUUUUGCGCUUUGCCGAAGUCGUAUAUCCGUCAGUUGAGAUAUAGUUGCCAACCUUAGGUAUAUUCUAUAUAUAUAUGAACAAUGCUUUUCAUUGAGUGCUUGCUGCGUGCGACAAAUGACAGAGGAAUGGGGCGAGCUUAAUCCAAAUUGGCAUUUGGAAGCACUUGGUGCAUUCUACACGCCGUUUUGGGCUGCCUAUGGUAUAUGUGCAGUAUUUAAUUGGGUAAGAUAUUGAAAAUUUGUACUAUUUGAACGGCCCACAAAUAGUAAACAGAAAACACCCGUACCCGUUUGUUUUUUACGUGUAGACAACGGUUUACCGCGGGGAAACAGGUUGAAAUUACUGGUAAAAAUGCUCACAUCAGAAAAAAUUGGUAAACAAAAUGGCGAUACUCGUACCCGUAAAUAGGCUUGGGUAAAUUAUGCUCGAAAAAUUUGGCUAUUAUGCCCGAAGGCAGUGCUCGUUAAAACAAUGUAUUAUGCUCGUGAAACAGCCUAUUAUGCUCGAAUUAUGCUCGAGGAAAAUUCCAUUUUAAUAGGUACAAAAACUCAAAAAGUCGUACAUUUUAUAUUAGCUUUAAAAUGUUCGGCAAACAAGCCAGAUCUGACUUUCUGGGAGCUUUCAAUACAGUCUAGCAUUUACAACUAAAUUAUUUCCUACUUCUUGCCUUCAGAUUCCUCAUCGUCUAUAAUUUCCUGGGGCUUCGCCCUCGCGGAUUCCGCAAACCUGCCUCGGGUUACGGGACCAUUUAAUCACUAAUCUCCCUCAAGCCAUGCUAUUACUUAUAAUAAAUAUUUAUAAUAUAAAUAUUAUAAAUACUCGUUCAUGGUAUGCGCUUGCUAGAUGUAGGUGUACAAUUGCUCAAAAUGUUUAGUUAGCAACGAAUAAUUUCAUAUCAUACAGUAAGGGCCAUCGUCAGACGAAGUGUGGAUGCAUGAGCUCGUCGAAUUAUUUCAUGAUUCUUUUCUUAAUUUUUUCACAGCUGUUUGAGUUAUUUAUAUAUUGAAUUUGGUUUUAUGUUUAGAAGUCGACCUAAAUAGAUAACAAGUUGAUUGUUAGUUGUUAUUAGACAAUUCCAAAAUGUUCUGACUGACAGCGAAAGUUACUUAUUUGCAAUGAAAAUAUAAAUUUUCCGUCUCGAUCACCUCAUGUUAUUGUUUCGUGUGCACUAAAGCAAAUUGGGAAGUUACUUUUGCCUAAUGAAAAAAACUCGACUUCUGUUUUCAGGCUUAGAAAGGAAAUUGACACUGUAAUCGGUGAAUCAGAAGAGAUUAAAGCAAAAGAUAUUAUGUCUAUGCAAUAUCUUACGCAAGUGGUGAAAGAAUCCCUGCGUCUACAUCCACCAACACCUGCCCUAACAAGAAGAACUGAUAAAGAUACCUUGAUCGGCAGCGUAAUGAUUCCCGGUGAUACACCUAUCAUGGUGAACCCAUAUGCCAUUCAGACCCACCCUGAUUAUUGGGAAGAUCCGCAUGAUUUUAAACCGGAGAGAUUUGCUUCUGUUGAAAACCUCCAUCCAUAUGCAUACUUUCCGUUUUCACUCGGUCCACGGCGCUGCAUUGCACCUCAGCUGGCAGAUUUGCAGGUGAAAUUGGUUAUUGCCCGUCUAUUGAAAAAGUUCAAAUUUAAAUUGUUGCCAGGUCAAACCCUGAAGCUUGCUGAAAAUAUUUCGUUCGGUCCGGUUGGAACUGUUCGUUGCACACUAGCAUUUGCUGAUCAACACUAGACUAAACAGAUGGCUAAAAAUCUUCAAGUUUAAUUGAAAAACGUUUAUAAGUAUGCUGGUUAGAUGCUCAUUCAUCGAUUGUACCAAGUUUUUCGUAUUCACCAAGUUUUUGACAUUACCUUACUAUAGCUUUUCACGUGCUAUUUAAAACAUGAGCAGCAGACUGUUUUUUCAGAUAUGUUUUUCCAGAUAUUCAUAUAUAAAUCUUUAGGUCUGAUAAAACACGCACUGCGAAUGUUUUAAAUUGCGCGCUUCAAAAACGAUCGAUCUAGUGAGUUCAUUGGCGAAGUAAUUUUCGAAAAAUAUCUUUUGUAAGUCGAGAAAAUCAAAAUUAAAGUUUAUGUAAAUCAAGGGAAAUCUCUAUCACAUAUAAAGAUACGAUACGCU